AUGGUAAGAAAUGAACCAUCCAUUUUCUACAUGGGAGCCAGCGGAUCAACACCAGCCAAUUCGCCGAUUAGAAUCAAGAAAUAUUAUUCAAUUAUAACUCACAAUAUCUCAAAAUGCAAUUGCAUCAUUCGAAUGGUCGAUGAAUACAUGACAUCACAGCAUUGCCCAUUGUGUUUCAAGCGAUUUCCGCAAGAUACUCGACGUGAUCGAUACAAGAAAUGUGUGGGUUGUGUACCAAAUCCAAUUGUUGGACUACCACGAACCAUCGUAACCAAUGUGAGCAAACGAUUACUGCAAAUGCGACGAGUAAUUGAACGAAUGUGGCGCGAGAUGCAAGAAAUGGGCGAUGAAAUUGCUGCAACUCUUCGAGAUGGACCGAAUGCAGCUCGUUUGGUGUCAAAGAAGCAACGCUUCUUCAAAACAUGGCUACCAAAUGUUGCAAACGUUGAAAUGUUGCAUCGUGAUAUCGCAGCAGCGAAGCCGAUCCUGUACAAAGGUGAAUGCGUGGUGUUAAAGCGGAUAAUUCAUCCAAAUGUACGCAGACCACCCCGCGUUGUCAACAAUCAACAUUUACCAUUGUAUUGCGGUCAGAAUCAGAAUAUCAACAAUGGACAAUCAAAUCAUAAUUUAAAAAUUAGUUAUAAUAAUUAUUUGUUAGUACGCUAGGCUUGAUUAAAUUGUGGC
Messenger RNA from Contarinia nasturtii (swede midge), 684 nucleotides. RefSeq lists its product as uncharacterized. The transcript is spliced from 3 exons. NCBI's taxonomy places the organism in Eukaryota, Metazoa, Arthropoda, Insecta, Diptera, Cecidomyiidae. The record is from RefSeq and is a predicted model, not a curated record. The coding region runs from base 1 to 666 and encodes 221 amino acids.